This is a messenger RNA of Lingula anatina, 2426 nucleotides long. RefSeq names its product N-acetyl-D-glucosamine kinase. The record is from RefSeq and is a predicted model, not a curated record. Lineage: Eukaryota; Metazoa; Brachiopoda; Lingulata; Lingulida; Lingulidae. Gene Ontology annotation, molecular function: N-acetylglucosamine kinase activity.
CGCUCGUCGACUCUAGCGACGUAGCGUGCACCCAAACUUUCUCUCUGCUUAGUUUAUAGCGGUGUGAUAUCAUUCAGUUGGCCUACAUAAUUAGGACACUUUACUUUGUUUUCCAACUGAAAAUACCAAAUUAUAUUUAAGGUAUAAGUAUGAAGUGAUUCUCCAGCCAUUUUAUGCUUGUGGACAUUUGCAAUUGAGGACGCUGUUCUGACAGACCGGAAAUUUGAGGUCACAUAUCUGUGCCGGUAGUGGGAGUUGACAUCAAGAAGUUAAGUUGGGAGCUCUACCUACAGCUCGACAUGGACAUACUUGUAGGAGGAAUUGAAGGGUAAUUUGGGGCCACUUGCUCCAAGAUGGUCCUUAUGAAAUUAGAUGGUACAGUUGUGGCCAGGUCUGAGGGGCUUUGCACCAACCCUUGGCUGGUAGGACAAGAGGAAUGUAUGAAGAGGAUUUAUGACCUGUCCCUAGACAUCAAGAAACAAGCUGGUAUAGAUCCAAACACGCCACUUAAGGCUUUGGGUUUGUCCCUAAGUGGUGGCGGAGAAGAGGAAUCACAGAAGAAAAUCAUUGAGGCACUAAAGAACAAAUACAGCUCUCUAAGCGAAAACUACUUUAUAUGCAAUGACACCAUAGGUUCCAUGGCUACCGCUAAAGAGGAAGGUGGGGUUGUAUUGAUAUCAGGAACAGGCUCAAACUGUGUACUGGUCAAUAAAGAUGGACAGACAGCCGGGUGUGGAGGCUGGGGUCACCUUCUCGGGGAUGAGGGGGGAGCUUAUUGGAUGACCCAGAAAGCCUUGAAGAUGUUAUUUGAUCAUGAAGACAAUCUCUUUCCUUGUCCAUAUGAUGUGACUUUUGUUAAACAAACCAUGCGCAAUCAUUUCAAGAUUGAAUCUCAAAUGGAUUUGCUGGAACACCUCUAUACCAAAUUUGACAAGAGUUUUAUUGCAUCCAUGAGCAAAGAACUAUCUAAAGGUGCCUUAGAAAAGAAAGAUCCUCUCUGUUGUCAUGUGUUUUGUGAAGCUGGAAAGAUUCUUGCUCGGCAUGUUUUAGCCGUGGCUGCAAAAGCAGAUAAGGCCCUUCUUAAUCUUGAUGGUGGACUACCUAUUGUUUGUGUUGGCUCAGUGUGGAAGAGUUGGGAGGCCUUAAAAGAUGGUUUCCUAGAAGGCAUGAAGUCUCGUCCUGAUGUGAAAAUCUCAGAGUUCACAUUGCUGCGCUUGCAUGAAACUGGAGCUCUGGGUGCAGCUUUUCUUGCAGCCAAGGCAGCAAAGCUCCACCUGCAUUUGAAUUAUGCAGCAAAUGCUGAUGUUUUCUUUCACCACAAAUUUUAAAUCAGUGUUGCAUUGUUAUUCAAUCAUGUAAUAAUUGCACUUCAGUACAUUCCUAUGAGGAAAAAAAUGGACCAAACUAUCAUGAUUGUUUUAUAACAAAGAGAAUACAUUUAGAACGAUUUGUAUCACAGUCUGCAUGUGAGAAAUUACAAGUAUUUUUUAACUAUUUUAACCAUUUAUCAUUGAGCAUUUUCAAGUGGAUUACCUAUAAUAUAGAAGGAUUAUAGAUACUCCCUUCUGUCCCUUCCACUGAAGAUUAAACAUUCUCAACUGUUUCAAUUUGAAAAUUAUAUCAUUAAUUGUACGGUGAUCAAUUCACGAGUGCCUGCACCAGCAAUUGGUGGGAAUACUGUCAUGGUGAGGCAUGUUCUGAUCAAAACAUGCAUUUGGGAUGCUAGUCAUUGAAAAGAGAGGAAGAGGGGGGUGCUUUCUGCAUAAAUUGAGAUGAAUACCAUUUUUUUUUUUUUUACUUUGACUUUAUUUGGAAGUAUUUAUAUUAUGAAUACUAUAAAAUACAGUGAUUCGAAACCAACUUGAGCGAUGCAUUUUACUAAACAGAAUUAUUGUAAUUUUUAUAAAAUUAUUCACUUGUACUGUAACUGUUUCAUCUGUCCCCCACCCCUAGUACUUAGUACACUCUCUAGCUGUGCAAUAUAUGGUAAUAUAAUGAUACUUAAUAGUAAUCAUGUAUUCUAAUUAUGUUUUUGCUAAGCUUUCACAAUUAAAAUUGUAGACUUGUAAAGUCCAAUCUUUUAUUACCAGCAGUUUAUUUCAACCGUUUUUGAGGUUUGAAAUAAUUUUGAAUUUUGUGAAUGAAGUCCCAGAUACACCACACAAUGUAUUCAAAAUAUGGUUUGGUCUUUAAAUUGGCAUGGAAAGCUUUUAGGUAGCUCAGUAGUUGCAGCACAGUGUUAAGGUACUCUUUGCACAUAGAAAGUGUCAUAUUGUAUUCUGGAGUCAAUGUAUUCAGGAUAUAAAACGAUCAAGAUUUUGUGGCUAGCUUAUUGAGCCUUUCUCGAUUUCAAGCAUGAAAAUUUAAUCAGAGUUGCAAGAUUUACAGACUCAUUUGAAUAAAUCUGACCAAUUCCAGAAAAACCA